CGUAUCCCACCAGGACUGAAUUUGCCUAGGAGACAACUCUGCUUGCCUGCGUGAGCAAGACAUUUCUCAGAGUCUCUUGAGCUAUACGUUAACCGUGACUGCAGUUACUUGCCCUUUCCUGUGAAGCUUAUCAGUAAAGUAACAGAGCCCCCCGGCGGUGCGGUGCGGGCGGGGACCUAGUCAACUUCAGGCGGACCGGGCGUAGCAAGCGGCCGGAGCCGGAAAUGACGGAGGAGGAAGUCGACAAGCAUAUCCUCAAGAAAUAUGAGAUCCAGCAAAAGCUGGGCAAGGGGGCCUACGGAGUUGUAUGGAAAGCAAUUGACCGGAAGACUCGUGAGGUCGUGGCGCUGAAGAAGAUUUUCGACGCCUUUCAAAACGCGACAGAUGCACAGCGAACAUUUCGAGAAGUGAUGUUCUUGCAAGACCUGAACAACCAUGACAACAUCGUCAGGUUGUUAAAUGUCCUCAAAGCGGAGAAUGAUCGGGACCUGUACCUCGUGUUCGAGUAUAUGGAGACCGACCUACACGCGGUCAUCCGGGCCAACAUCCUGGAGGAGGUGCACAAGCAGUACAUCAUGUACCAGCUGUUCAAGAGCCUCAAGUACAUGCACAGCGGCGAGCUGCUGCACAGAGACAUCAAGCCCAGCAACCUGCUGCUCAACAGCGACUGCAUGGUCAAGCUCGCGGACUUUGGCCUGGCCCGGAGUGUGAGCCAGCUGAACGCCAGCGACGGCCAAAACCCCAUCCUGACGGACUACGUGGCCACGCGCUGGUACCGCGCCCCCGAGAUCCUGCUGGGUAGCACCAAGUACACGUUCGGCGUGGACAUGUGGUCCAGCGGCUGUAUCCUGGGUGAGCUGCUGAUGGGCAAGCCCGUCUUCCCCGGCACCUCCACCAUGAACCAGCUGGACCGCAUUGUGGAGUUCUGUGGGCGGCCCAGUCCCUCGGACGUGGAGGCCAUCGACUCGCCCUUCGCCGCCACCAUGAUGGAGUCCUGCAGCGUCAGCCAGGCGCGCCGCCUGCAGGACGUCUUCCCGCACGCCUCGCCGGACGCGGCGGACCUGCUGCGCAAGCUGCUGGUGUUCAACCCGCACAAGCGGCUGACUGCGGAGCAGGCGCUGCGGCACCCGUACGUGGCGCAGUUCCACAACCUGGCGGACGAGCCGGUGUGCAACCGCAUCAUCGUGCUGCCCAUCUCCGACAACACCAAGUACACAGUCAGCGAGUACAGGGAGCGGCUGUACGGCGAGAUCCUGAAGAAGAAGAAGGAGGUGGUGCGCCAGAUGCGCGAGCGCGAGGCGGCCAUGGCCGCAGCCCGCGCCGCCUCCUCCACGCCCGUGCCCGGCGGCGGCGGCAGCAGCAGCGGCGCCUACCACGGCCACGGCGGGGCCGGGCACCGGACCUCGAUGGACAAUGCCGCGCGCCGGCGGUCGCUGGACAACCCCAACGGGGCGGCGGGCGGGCGGACCUCGACCACCAACACGCACUACAGCAGCACGGGGGCGUACGGGGCUGUGCGCAGGUAGGCGGCCGCGGCGGCCGCAGUGGCAUGACAAGAGUCAGACUUAUGUGGGUAUCGAGUACGCUAAAUAACGAGCGUGUUUGGCUUCAUGUCCAAAGCGGAUGUGUAUGGUUGCAUGCGCAGUCAUGCCAGUAGUGUGUGGAGUGGCGGUAUGUGAGCAGGUCCAUGGGACCUGAGAUCUCUAGGCGCGAGCUUCUGCGGCGUGCGUGCAGGCCAGCGUGAGGGUCGCCGGCGGGCGAGAUGUGGGUUUAGGCGCGCUGCAUGGAUUUAGCUGUUGUGCAAUUCACACAAGAUGCUCUGGGUCCGCUAUGCGUUUGGGGUGGUGCAGGGUGGUGGUGCCGCUGCAGUACAUAUACGGGUGCCUCGGAGGCAGGGCGUGCGGGGGAGAGACGGAGGUGGUGAGGCUGGGCCAUGGUCCAGGGUCGCAGAGCGUGAGGUAUGAGGAUGAGAGGGAGGUGGGGCAGUGGGGCAGCUUGCUUACAAUGAGCGCGUGCGAGAAUCCACGCGCAAGCACAAGUCGGGUAAUACCAAGGAGGUGGCUGCCUUGGCAGGAAAAGGGCUGAUCCCGGGUCGUUAUCACCCAGCCACCUUGACGCGGGCGCCUACUAAGCACACGCCUCUAUGUUGGGGGCCUUUGGCAUCCCCGCAAAUCCGGACGUGGCCGGUUGGGUGGGGUGCACGCAAUAACUACGGUUUAACGAACAUAUCGACAGCGCAUGGUGUGGCACGGACAGGGGUGUUCCUGGGGGGCUUCGCCCCCCCCUGGAAACGAUCUCGGCCCGAGAGCGGCCCAAGGAUCUGCCUAGCAUCUCUGUCAAUAUCAUUUUGCCGUUUACUAGCUGCUGCUGUCCUACGCAUCGUAGAUAUGCUCCGCUCCUUCAUCUCUAUUGGCUCUGUGGCUGAGGCUCGCGCUGUCGCGCAUCGCGGCCGCU
Chlamydomonas reinhardtii is the source of this 2454-nucleotide messenger RNA. RefSeq lists its product as uncharacterized. Gene Ontology annotation, biological process: intracellular signal transduction; protein phosphorylation. Gene Ontology annotation, cellular component: nucleus; cytoplasm. Lineage: Eukaryota; Viridiplantae; Chlorophyta; Chlorophyceae; Chlamydomonadales; Chlamydomonadaceae. The record is from RefSeq and is a predicted model, not a curated record. The coding region runs from base 225 to 1526 and encodes 433 amino acids. The transcript is spliced from 11 exons. Gene Ontology annotation, molecular function: ATP binding; MAP kinase activity.